Molecule: messenger RNA, 3236 nt
Organism: Phragmites australis (common reed)
Lineage: Eukaryota; Viridiplantae; Streptophyta; Magnoliopsida; Poales; Poaceae
Product: pentatricopeptide repeat-containing protein At3g29230-like
Exons: 2
Coding region: 62-1561 (499 amino acids)
Biological process (GO): RNA modification
Molecular function (GO): RNA binding; protein binding
Source: RefSeq, a predicted model, not a curated record
UAACAAUGCACCACGGCGGCGCGGCGCGGCGCGGCUCUGUCACCUCCUCCCGGGCGUCUCCAUGCCGGCGCCGCCUCUCCCCGGACUCUUGGUCGGCCUCGCCCGCCGCGCGACGACUCUGGUGGCGGCGAGGCAGCUCCACGCGCAGCUCCUCCUCCGUGGCCUCCCGCUCCCCGCCCGCGCCGCAGUCGCCCUCAUCGCCUCGUCCCCUUCCCCGCGUCACGCCCGCGCCGUCUUCGACAGCGCCGUCCCCGCCGACCCCGCCAACGUUUAUCUAUGGACUGCCACCAUUGCUGCCUACGCCAGGCACGCGUCGUCCUCGGCCAAGGAAUCGCUCGUGCUUUUCCGGCUCAUGCUCCGGCGCGGCCCGCGCCCGAAUGCCUUCACGGCGAACCCCGUGAUCAGGUCCUGCUCGGCUCUGCGAGCCGUCCGAGAAGGGCUCCAGGUGCACGGGUUCCUGGGGAAAUCAGGGCUGGAAUGCUCUGCGCACGUGGGCGCUGCGUUGCUUGACAUGUAUGGGAAUCUUGGCCGGGCAGAGGAUGCGAGGAGGCUGUUUGACGAAAUGCCUGUGAGGAGCGUGGUGCUUGGGAACACCCUGGUGGCUUGCUAUGUCAAGGCAGGGAAUGUGGCGGCUGCACAGGAGGUGUUCGACGCAAUGGUGGAGAGGGACUCAAUUUCUUGGAAUACACUCAUGUCGGGGUACUUGCAACAGGGGGAGGCUGCUGUCGCAAGGGGCUUGUUUGAAGAGAUGCUGGAGAGGAAUGUGAACAGCUGGAACAUGAUGAUCUCUUUGUGCUCGGAGGAGGGGUCGUGGGCUGAUGCAGUCAGGGUGUUCAAUCGGAUGCGUCUUUCAGGGUUCCAACCUGAUGCCGCGACGAUGGCAGUGUUGAUGUCUGCCUGUGCACAGCUUGGUUCUUUGUCAGUUGCAAGACAAGUUCAUGGACUUUUGACGAAGGGUUGUGUCGAAAUGAACUGCCAUGUGCAGAAUUCAUUGGUUGACAUGUAUGCCAAGUGUGGUAGCGUCAGCCAAGCCCAUUUCUUGUUUUUAGAGACACAUCCAAAGGAUAUUGUCUCUUACAAUGUGAUGAUCAGUGCUCUUGCGCAGCAUGGACACGGCAGAGAUGCACUUGAGAUUUUCAAUAAGAUGGCUGAGGAAGGGUUGCAGCCAGAUUGGGUCACUUUUCUUGGUGUUCUAUCAGCCUGUGCUCAUGCUGGACUAGUUCAUGAUGGAAAGCGCUAUUUCGAGUCCAUGAGAACAACCUAUGCGAUUGAGCAGUCGCGGGAUCACUAUGCUUGCAUGGUGGACCUAUAUGGCCGAGCUGGGCUCAUUGAAGAAGCACUCUUCUUAGUGCGGACAAUGCCAAUGAAGCCACAUGCAGGUGUCUGGGGUGCCUUGCUCAAUGCCUGCAGGAAGCAUUGCCAUGUUGAAGUGGGUAAGAUCGCAGCAAGAGAACUCAUUAAGAUAGAACCAAAGAAUCCUGGCAACUAUGUGCUCCUCGCAAACACACUUGCUCAAGGUCUGCGAUGGGGUGCUGUUGAGACUGUGUGGCAAUCAAUGUGAGGAAAGGGUAUUGACAAAACGGUAGGGUGCAGCUGGGUUGAAGUGGACAGUGUUGUUCAUGAGUUCUUGAUGGGAGAUUUCAGCCACCCCAAUUUUGAUGAGAUUUACAGUAGGCUGGAGCAUUUUUAUCUGCAAAUGACUUAAGAUCGGAGUUGCUGUAUACGAAAGUAGAGGUGGUCACUUCUUAUGCUGGAUUUCUUUAUACACAAUAACAUGACAUACAACGAUGAAGAAGUUUACAUCCAAGAGUUUGACUAGGAGAGGUCUCAAAAGCUGAAGGUUAUGACUUCAAGUGUAACUUUCCAGAGGUGCUUUCUCAAGGAUAAUUUCGUUUCACAAUGACUGCAAAAACAGUGCAAUGUGUGCGAAAAGGUGCCAAAUCCGAUCCAGGUAUGGUGUUGUGACUUGUGAGCUAAUUUAUGUCAGAACUGCAUAUACUUGCACAUAAGUAUUAUUAAGGUAGUGUCAGAAAUGAUGCAGCAUUGCAGAUAGAUUGAUAAGUAGAAUGACAGAUAUUGAUAUCAUGUAUGUGUUGAAAGCUGGAUACAAGUCACUCUUAACUGCUCUUGUGAGGAGGUCCUUGAUUUAAUGACACAUUGAGCUGGUGGAUCUUUGCGUCAAGCAGGAUUAUUGCAGAUAAGAUCAGUGGUUUGGACUUGUUCAUGUUAUCUUGGGCAAUUAUGGAAGAAGCUAAAUAGAAGAAAAAAUUGCAAAGAAGCAUGUCUGUCUGUCAAAUUCAGUCUAUACUGGAUAUGUUCAAACUUGGGACUUCUGCUGGAACUGCAUUGCUAGUACCAUUCAAGGCCUUUUAUUGGAGUAAAUUCCAUUUGAGGCACAACAUCUUGUGCGGUGGGUGCAAGCAAGUCAUAGAUCUUGUGAAAUGCUCCAGGGGAUCACUGAACUUGUUUCGGAGGUGCAUUUUUUGACGUGGACUGCAACAGGAUGGCUAGCGAUGCUUACAUGGCGCUGGGUAGCCCUCUUCUACUCGCACGACGUACUCUCCAGCCGUUUCUUUUGUUGGACCGUCCCCUUGUUCCGCUUCUCGAGUGCUAAUUGAAUGUCUAGAGCAGGGUUUACAAAUGCGUUUGAGCACUGAAAUGCGUUCCCCAGCGCAUUCUUCGAAUAUCGAUCGAAAUUCGAAGAAUUCAGUGAGAAUUCAGCCAAAAUUUGUAAAUUUUUUAAUUUAAAUUCAAAUUCAACCGAUGAGCAUCGAUUUUCGUAAUGCGACUGAGAUCGAACCAGUCUAUAUUCGUUGAUAUUUGCGAAUAUCUUUCAAAUUUGUAAGCCCUGGUCUAGAGUCGAUUCUUGCGGGAGCUGUCGAAGGGGAAGGAGUGGGUCGAUUCAUGAGGCAAUGGAAGGGGAACUGGCAGGGUGAUUGGCGACUGAAUCAAAUGAGAAGCGGUGGUGCUUCGUCGCCCGGGUAGUACUGAAUCAAAUUAGAACAUGCUGAGUUCCAAUUCUUGUGCUCCAAGAUCGUGCGAUCGAGAAGAUACAGAAGCUCCCGAGGCCGUAUUUGGCUACAGAUCAGUUCUUGAUGUCUACCAGCUAAUCGCAAUUGUACGGUUUUACUGCAAGCGUUAGUAGUUUUGUACGGAGUAAAAUGCGCCAUGGGUGCAAAAAGUUGUAAAGUGGGUGCAGUUUCGUUAUUUAUAUCUAUACUUGUAUAAUAUGUAUG